AUGUCAAAUACCGUUUCCGCAAGCGUCGCGGACGCGGACUACGAGGGCGGGUGGCUCUUCCUCGGCGAGCCCGCGUCGUACGACACCGGCGACACGGCCACCGUCAAGUUCAACGGGACCGGCGUGCAAGUGCUCGGCUGGCAAGCCCUCGCGGGCGGCACCAACGCGAGCACGCUCAACGCGUCCACCUGGUCCGUCGACGGCGGCGCGUCCAUGACGUACGCGCAGAUAACCGACGGCUCCCCGGACAACCCGCUCGUCAUGUUCGUCGCGAGCGGGCUCGCGCGCGGCGCGCACACGCUCGUGGGCACGAACGAAGGCGUGACGCUCUUCCUCGACACGUUCGUGUUCGCGACGGGCGACGACGUGGGAACGACGACGGACUCGGUGGGGACGUCGUCGACGGCGUCGGGGACCUCGGUCACGAGGGGGACGACGACGGAGGGGACCAACACGGGUGAGACGACGAGUUCUAGAGGGACUGUAGGCGGGAGCACAUCCACUUCAUCCUCUAUCGGGAGCUCGUCUGUGACGGUCAUCAGCAAUACAUCCACGACGACGACGACGAUGGCAUUCACAUCGCAGGCUUCGUCUACCACUGCCACCCCCGGUAACAGCGGCAGCAGUGGCAGUUCGAGCGGAGCCGUCGGCACCCCGCAAAACACCAACGCAGCCGCACAGGCCCAAGACAAGCACGGCGUUCCUGCAGGUGCAGUGGCAGGCGCGGUCAUUGGAGCUGUCGCGCUCCUCGCGCUCGCGGCGGCGGCACUGGUGUGGGCGCUGCGCCGGAGGCGGCGAUCCAGGCGCGUCGCGCACGGGUUCUUGCUCGAUCCCAAUGAGAAGGGUGCCGCUUCUCCGGGUGGGUCUGGCGGCGGCGCGUCGGGGUCGGGCGUCCUGCCGUCGCUCUCCGGCGGCAGCACGGGUGCGCUCCUUCGCCCACAGAAGGCCGGGCUCAGCGCGCAGUCCAGUGGGAGCGACGUCUCGCACGCGCACGCGACCACGCACAGCGCGUCGGAGCGCAUUCUCGACAUGCGCUCCGCGCCUUCAUCGCCCGUCGCGCAGCCGGCCGCAUCUCCACCAGACGCAACGCCCACAUGGCACGCUUCGAACCCUACUGGCGCCGGUUUUCAAGCAGGGCCCGCACGCGAGCCACAGCGAAGACGCGCUAAGGACCCCGCUGCCGCGGUGUCGCGCGCGCCCCCAACACCUAUCCCGGAGGCCUACGCGCCCCCUCCAUCUCAGCCUUCCGCGGACAACGGGCGAAGACGCGGGCCACGCUACGAGACGGACGGGGGCGUGAGCCUCGGCCGGGGCUUGCUGGACGACAACGACGACGACGGAGACGACGGGGCGUCGAUGUCGACGCUGCCGCCGCCGUACUUUUCCAUCCCACAGACACGCGGGGCGCGGCGGCCGACACGGACAAUCGCGGGGUUCCAUGAGAUUUUGUCUGAGCGCGAGCGUUCGACCUUCUGGUACAGGAUCCACUGCGAUGCCCGCGCCAGGGUUUCGGCCGCCGCCGACGAUCGUGCGGGGCGCGAGCGGAGGCUCGCUGCGCGCCGCAUUCCACUGCUUAAGUACGCUCCUGCAGGCGUCCGCGAGCCUGCGCGGCUGCGUCUUGACGUGACUUUCCGUCGCAGACAGCGUCAGACCGUCCUCUCUGCAGCACGGCCGAGGCGACGUGCCCCGUUAAACGCACUGCCGCAAAGUUCUAAACAGCAUAGCCCGAUUCCCUGCUGCCGCCCUGAAAUCACGAUGAAUGCUACCCAGUGCAACACCAACGAUGGAUUUGUCUGCGUUGACGGGUCGGUCGGGGCGGACCCUCGACUUUCUUUCAACGGUUUAUGGAGCUACCUGGACAACGGCAGCUCGAGCUUCCUGAACGGCACCGUCGCGUACACCACAACCCCCGCGAACGUAUCCCAGGACUUCAGCGGCCAAUUACGCGGGACUUUUGGUGUCUUUGAUGCGAGUGGUACGCUCCUGACUCCUGCUUCCGAGUCUGAUUUUCACCACUUCGCAGACACGCCUCUCAGCGACUUCCAGGUGUACGGAUGGGUGCUCGCUCAUGCAGGCGAAGGAGACGGAACCCGAACCCCCCAAGCCAUCUUCAACUUCAACGCUAGGGCCUUCAGUCAGUACCAGGUCUGGUACAACACGACCGGGGUCGGCGACCCGUCGAACUACUCAAGCAUUGCGGACUUCGUGGCAUCGCUCCCGCCGCCGCAGCUCUUCUUCGGGGUCCAGGCGGAAUCUGCGCUUCCGCUCACGAACGUCACGUUCGCGCUGGACUACGGCUCGUUCUUCGCGAUCGACUACUUCCGCGUGCGACCUGCCACAACGACGGCGUCGACGAGCGGGAAGCACAGGUACACCCAUUGUGCGGGCAUCGCGGAGCGGUACAACGGAGUGAAUGUCGAGCGGGUGGAUGGAUACGUUGGUUCUGGGGUCGACGCAUCCCAGGUCGACGCAUCCCAGGUCGACGCAUCCCAGGUCGACGCAUCCCAGAGUUCCGACAAGCGCUCUUUGGCGAAUUCGAGGAGGAAUGGAUUUGACAGCGCGUGCGCGACGCGAAGCAGCAAGAGCCCGCCGUGA
Molecule: messenger RNA, 2595 nt
Organism: Epithele typhae
Lineage: Eukaryota; Fungi; Basidiomycota; Agaricomycetes; Polyporales; Epitheliaceae
Exons: 8
Coding region: 1-2595 (864 amino acids)
Source: RefSeq, a predicted model, not a curated record